GGACGAAGGCGGGAAGACCCAACGUAGGAAUAUACCCGAUGCUGGAGAGCCUUGAACGCAGUGCGUGCGCGAUCGUCGUUACAUUAACGUUCUUUGCACAAAAAAAAAAAAAAUACCAUCUUUUUUUAUUCUCGUGUUUUUAUCGCGGACCAUUCGAGUGUCGGAAAUUGUUCGCAUCUUUCCCUUUUGUACGCGCAACACGUCGGAAAAAUAUCUCCGGGUGGAAGAUAUACGGAGGAAUUUUCUGAGGAUCUGUACACCGCAAAAAAAAAAAAAGAAAAACUCGCUCUAAUAUAAUCGGUAGCUGUUAUCUAACCACAGCGCCAGUUCAACAACAAUUCAAGUGCACAGGUGUACGAGAUUCCAUCAUGGGGGAGAAAAGCCUCACCAAGAUACAGUCCUUCUACGUAGGACGUACAAUUUUCAUAACGGGAGCUACGGGAUUUAUGGGAAAAGUUCUCAUAGAAAAGCUGCUCUACAGUUGCAGUGAUUUGGAACGUAUUUACAUACUUUUACGACCGAAACGUGGACGCUCGAUCGACGGUCGCUUGGAGGAUAUGUUUAAGCUCCCGAUGUUCCAUCGUCUGCGAAAAGAGAAGCCGGAGAUGAUGAAGAAGCUCGUACCGAUGCAGGGGGAUGUGACGCUCGAUAAGCUUGGUCUCGACACCGCACAGCGUAAAACACUCGCCGACGAAGUAUCUGUAGUUUUUCACUGCGCCGCAACUUUACGUCUCGAAGCCAAGCUCAAGGAUGCGAUCGAGAUGAACACGGCCGGUACGCAGAGGGUACUGGAAUUGUGCAGGAUGAUGAAAGGACUGAAAAUUAUGAUACACCUCAGCACGGCAUUCUGCCACGUUGAUCAGGAAGAACUCGGUGAAAGGGUUUACGAUACGAAUGAAAAUCCCAGCGAUGUAAUGCGCCUGAUGCAGUGGAUGGACGAAGAAGCCAUCGACCUCGUAACGCCGACAUUGAUCAAACCUCAUCCGAACACCUACACCUACUCGAAAAGACUCGCCGAGGGAUUGAUCGCCAACGAAUUCGCGACCAUGCCCUGCGCAAUCGUGAGACCGUCCAUAGUGACACCGGCGUGGGCAGAGCCGUUGCCCGGUUGGGUGGACAGUCUGAACGGGCCCACCGGUUUGAUAGUAGGGGCGGGAAAGGGUGUGAUUCGAUCUAUGCACUGCAAUGGAAAUUAUCACGCUGAAGUCACACCGGUGGACAUGGCGAUAAACGCGAUACUAGCGAUUUGCGCCAAGACCGGGUCGCUCACGGAAAAACCAAAAAAAAUGCCGGUCUUCAACGUCACUCAGAGCGGCGUGGUGCCGAUAACGUGGGCCGAGGUGUUGGAGAAAGGACGCGGUGUGGUACACGACAAUCCAUUCGAAGGGGCGAUUUGGUAUCCGGACGGCGACAUUCGCAGCAGUAAAUUUGUUCACAAUCUGUUCGUGUUUUUCUUCCACUUGAUACCCGCCUACUUCAUCGAUUUUCUCAUGCUGAUAUUCCGUCAGAAACGUUUCAUGGUGCGUGUUCAGAAACGUAUCAGCGACGGACUCGAGGUUCUCCAAUACUUCACGACGAGGGAAUGGAAUUUUCACAACACAAAUCUGCUCGGCGUAUGGUCCGAAAUGAGUCCUGAGGACAAGGAGGUCUUCUCCUUCGACUUCAUCAAUAUGGACACGAUCGAAUACAUGACCAGAGUCGUGUUGGGUGCUCGGCAGUAUUGCAUGAAAGAGAAAUUGGAAACACUGCCGAGAGCGCGACUCCAUCAAAAAAUGCUCUACGUUAUUCAUUACGCGGCGGUGUACACCUUCUACUUCACGAUCUUCUACUACGUCUGCAAGAAUUUCGAAAUUGCCAAAACGGGUCUUGAUUACGCCACGGAAUUGUUCAAAAGUGUUCCGAUCGUGGGUGGACUAGUAGAUAAAGCACAUUUGUAAUUAGUUUCCAGGUGAAGAAAAACGAGGCGAUCGUUUGUACUUGGAAAGUUUUCGCUCAACGAACGAUGUCGAUGAGAUCACCAUUCGUCUUCCCGGUCACAAAAAAUUGACCAGGUUUUUUUGGUUUUAAUUUUUGUUUUUUUUUAUUUUUUACUGCCUCGAAGACGCACGUGCCUCAAUCGAUUCAUCUGAUGUACAUAAAUUUUGUACCUGUGUAUGUGAAUGAUGUAAAAUUUCUUACAGCUUGGAAACCACACUACUCCAACAAUAAUAGUUUAAGGAAAAUAUCUUAUUUGUUAUUCCGUUCGUAUAUAUGUCAUUUAUUUUGAUAAUAAACGUGUUUUCUUGUA
Molecule: messenger RNA, 2287 nt
Organism: Athalia rosae (coleseed sawfly)
Lineage: Eukaryota; Metazoa; Arthropoda; Insecta; Hymenoptera; Athaliidae
Product: putative fatty acyl-CoA reductase CG5065
Exons: 9
Coding region: 369-1937 (522 amino acids)
Biological process (GO): long-chain fatty-acyl-CoA metabolic process
Cellular component (GO): peroxisome
Molecular function (GO): alcohol-forming very long-chain fatty acyl-CoA reductase (NADP+) activity
Source: RefSeq, a predicted model, not a curated record